AUGGACGUCAAGCUAUUACCGGACUUUCAAAUGCUGCCCUAUCCAGCUCUCGACUCCAAAGACCAACCAGACGAUCUAAUUACCCUCAAAACAUCCUCCUCCUGGACCUACUGCGGGCCCCUCCUAUCCCUGAAUGCAGACACCCUCCCAUGCUCUUUCAACACCUGGGCCCAAGCAACAAUAAACGGUUCAAUCAUACCAUCCCUCUUCUCAUUCCUAAGCUACACCCACGAAUUCCUAUCAAAAAAUAGCCAGUCCCAUUACUGGCUCACGAUCCGAGCAAGUAAACCCACCAAUGAAUUUGAUAUUCCGCGCUGGCAUACGGAUGAUCUAUUUUUUUCCUCGCCAUCACAACAAACAGCUACAAGCACAACACCUACUACCAAUAACGCCUCAAAACGAGCACGCUUCACCCAGCUAUCUAAUAUCCUUAAACUACAGACAACCCCUCAAAGCAAACCAACACCAAAGCCCCCAAACUGGAAACUAACAACAACCCUCCUAGGCCCAGGCACCCUCUUCAUCCCAACAACCUCAAGCAGUCUCGCGCGCAAAGCCCAAAAAAGCGCAAAGCAAACAGCCCGUUCCAAGAACCCAGAUCACAUUUGUCUCUCCAUCCGCUGUACAGGCUGCGCAAUGGCCGCGGAAUCCGUCCGAGAAACACUAGCCGCACAGCUGGGCCAUGGCUAUCCCGACGACAAUGACCAUCGAGCUAGUGAUGGCGGUAGCGUGGUCCAAGCAUUACCCGGGCAGUGUGUGUUUUUCCGAGUUGGCGAGGAAGAAGGCGCAGUUCAUUCCGAGCCUGUCUCCCAUUCAGAUCGGGUUUUUGUUAACGUCGUUCCUGGUUCGAGGAAAGAUCUUGAGGCUCUUAUGGGGAGGUGGGGGAUGGAAUUUCCUCGGGCUUGGUUUUUUGGGUUGGAUUUUGGGGAUUUGGGGGUUUAG
This is a messenger RNA of Penicillium antarcticum, 942 nucleotides long. RefSeq lists its product as uncharacterized. The transcript has a single exon. The record is from RefSeq and is a predicted model, not a curated record. Bases 1 to 942 code for a protein of 313 amino acids. Lineage: Eukaryota; Fungi; Ascomycota; Eurotiomycetes; Eurotiales; Aspergillaceae.